GGUUUAGGGGUUUCUUUUCUGCCUCACUUCUGGAGUCUUUUUUGCAGGUUGAAAGCAGCUGGCACCCAGAUGUACACCAGAAAAGUUGCAGACUUGUGGGAUCUGCACAGUGAAUACAACAUCAUUGUCAACUGUGCGGGCCUUGGAGCCCACCACCUGGUGGGGGAUGAGAAGCUCUUUCCUGUCAGGGGACAAGUACUCAAGGUUCAUGCUCCUUGGGUGAAGCACUUCAUCCGGGAUGGGGAUGGCUUAACUUACAUCUACCCAGGGAUACACAGGGUAACCCUAGGGGGAACCAGGGAAAAGGACAGCUGGAGUCUCUCCCCUGAUCCUGGCACUACCAAAGACAUCUUUGACAGAUGCUGCUCCCUUGAGCCCUCCCUGCAGGAAGCUCAGGAUAUCAAGGUGAAGGUGGGCCUGAGGCCAUCCAGGUGGUGCGUGAGACUGGAGAGAGAGGUCUUGAGCCAAGGAAGAGUUCAGCUCCCAGUGGUCCACAACUAUGGGCAUGGGGCCGGUGGCUUUUCAGUGCACAGGGGCACAGCCAAGGAGGCUGCUCGCCUGGUGGGAGAGUGUAUUGCUGCCCUGCAAGGCUCCUCAUCGAGGGCCAAGCUUUGA
This is a messenger RNA of Pterocles gutturalis (yellow-throated sandgrouse), 615 nucleotides long. RefSeq names its product D-aspartate oxidase-like. The record is from RefSeq and is a predicted model, not a curated record. Lineage: Eukaryota; Metazoa; Chordata; Aves; Pterocliformes; Pteroclidae. The transcript has a single exon. The annotation marks the transcript as partial. Gene Ontology annotation, molecular function: D-amino-acid oxidase activity; FAD binding.